CCCAUUCCAUCCCCUCCCUUCCUCGUUUUCCUCUUCUCUCUAGAUCUCUUCUUUCUUCUUCCUGUUGCUCGAUCGUGCAUCGAGCGCGAAGCUCGUCAUCAUAGGCGAUAACAAGCGACUCUGUUGCGUAUUUGAUUCUUUCAGAAAGAUACACAUGAAUACGCUUUAGAUUAUAAUCCAAUGGAAUUAUUCAGAAAAGAUUCGGUGCUAGGUAAUCUAUAAUUUACACGUUUGGUAACUCUUAUCUUUUUUCGUAGGUGUCAGAAAAGAAGAAAGUUUUAUGAAAGAUAGCGGCGAAUCGGUGAACGAAUAUGUGUGAAAUAUUAAUAAAUAUAAGCAAACUUGUUGAAAUAAGACGGAAAGACGAUAUUGAGUGCUAAUCAACUUGUUCGAUAUUCGUCGUGAAUGACACAUAAAUGUUGCGUUAGACGUUUCAAAGGAUCCAAGUUCAAGAUAGAUUCGAGAUUUUUCUACGUUAUAUUAGACGAACGUGCAAACGUACGAAAAUGUAAGAAUGCAUUUGUUGAAUGUGAUUCUUUUUUCCUCUGCGUUCUCGUUUCUUUCUCGUGUAAUCUUCUCCUAAGGUCAUUGUACUUCCGGUAACAAAAAGAAGACACCGUAGAAAACUAUCUCUAAAUAUCAUGUUUAUUACAUACGUCGGAGCAAUAUCGUGUAGCUAGCAUUCGAGGAGAGCUAUUCAAGCGUUCGUCAUUCCUUUGAAUUUCUAUAAUAACAAUUUCAUCUUUCUUUGACGUAUUAUCCCACGUUGUAAUGUAUUCGAUUAUUAAAUGAUUACAUUGCGAUUAACACUGUGCGAUGAGAUUUUUGUUAUACAAUUAUCAUAAUCACUAAAGAUUAAUCUCGGUAAGCAAUCUUGACAUGCAUUUCAAGCUACUUGUCUUGGUUUAUUGUCUUCGAAAUGACAUUGAUUUAAAAACUUGUUGCAUAGAUAUCUAACACGUGAAUUCUGGGGAAGCUAAUCUCAUCAUGAAAUUGAAUCGUAAUGAAAAAGCAAAUACAUCAUUCGGUUUUCACUCUCACUGACACGAGAAAGCAGGAUAUCCUUCGAUUCUUCUCUCUCUCUCUCUCUCCCCCUCUCUCUCUCUCUCUCUCUCUCUCUCUCUUUCUCUUUCUCUUUCUCUCUCGCCCUUGCCCUCUGUUUAAUUGGAUCAUUAAAUUGGUAUUGAAUAAUAUUUAGUGUGCGGUCAAUUAAUAAUAAUAUUUAUUCGAAAUGGAAAAAGUUGAUCAAGAUGAAAUGAUCAUGAGUCUUCAUUUUCGAUAGACUUACAAUUAACGAACUGUAAAGAAAACGAAAAAGACGAUUCGUCUUUAUCAAAGAUGUCAAAGAUCGAGUUAGUGGGUCGACAGUUUAGAGAAAACUGCUCGUCCCGACGAAGCAACGUUCUUACUACCGAGGGACCCUUCCUUCUUCUUUCCUUUUGUCUUCCUCUUCCAUUAAAGUACGAGUAGAAGAGCUCUAAUUUAAAUUUUCCCGCAAGAACAUUUUACAGACGUAUCCAGUUAUAUUUCAGAUUUGCGAGUAAAAAAAGGAGAAUAAAAGAAAGUGGGAGAGAAGGAAAUGGAAUUGAGAGACAGCAAAAAAACAGUUUUCCAAAGGUUCAUCGUAGAUAUCUUGGCAAAUUGAAGAUAAAAAAGUAUUAUGUAGCGAAUUCUGAUUCUGAAAUCAGAUCGAUAGAAGGAGCCCAGAAAAUCAGAAUGCGCAGGUGGCAUCGUGCGAGGCACUGUCCUGAUCGCAGAGUGGAGACGAAACUCAGUCGCGUCCCGGCCACCAGACCAGUCGGAUGUUUCCGUUUGUUCUUCCUAGCGUGGAUUCAAUCCGCCGUGAAUUAUCGCGUUUUCUAUUGUUUUGAAAUCUCUAUUGUUGAUCAAGGUCGACUCGAAUAUCGGAUGUAUACGAACGAUUGAAAAAAUGUUCUUUGCGAUCCAUUGAUUUGAGCAUUGAUAAAGAAAAAAAGUGAACCUCGAAGAUGUACGAAAGCAGGCUUCGUUCGUGAGGAAGAGGGCAGACACUUGCAUAUAUUCGACGAAGAACUUUGAAUGAUUCCACCAAAGUGAUCAUUGUAAUCGUUUAUGAAGGACAUUUCUCGCGAGCCAGACAUGUUAAUACCGAUGGCGAAAGAACGCGGUCGCCAGUAAACGAAGUAUGAUCGGUGGAAAUUCGUCGAUCGCGAAGUCGAUAAAUUACUGGUUGGAUCGACGAGAGUUUUAAGUUCCGAUCGUUGGCACCGUUUAAGGAGGACUUGGUUGUCUCUUAAUAUUUCUUUGAGAAUCUCGAGGAUCGAAGAAGAUGCCGAAGAACAAUAUGUGGAGACAAAGGCGAGUAGUCGUUCCUAAGAGAACUAUCGAGCUUAUCGCCCUGGUGGCUAUCUCUUCUACGCUUUUUCUUUUUUUACACACGAGAGAGCUUCACUCGCGUCUUCGAAAAAUGGAGGUACGUUUGCAGCCGGCCGAGGAUGAGCUUUUCUCGGGUAAACAACUUUUUUCUGGAGUUCAAACGGAAUCUACACAGAGCGGGAACGAUCAUUAUUCGAGCUUACAGCACGUUAGAGAGAAGUACGAAGAAGCGGACCUUCUCGAUGUCGAUGGGCUGAACAACACAAAGGAAGCUGAGAGAUUGGUGCUUUUCUUUAAUCGUGUACCGAAAGUUGGUUCCCAGACGUUCAUGGAACUAUUAAGAAGGCUUUCCAUGAGGAACGGCUUUUCCUUCAAUAGAGAUCGCGUUCAAAAAGUCGAAACGAUACGUCUCAUCCCGAUCGAACAGCUUCAACUUGCCAGAGUGGUUAGCAGUUUCCCCGAACCAUCGGUCUAUGUGAAACACGUGUGCUUCACGAAUUUUACCAAAUUCAAUUUACCGAAACCAAUUUACAUAAACGUAGUUCGAGAUCCAAUUGAAAGAGUUAUAUCUUGGUAUUACUACGUUAGAGCACCCUGGUAUUACGUCGAGAGAAAGCAAAUUUUCCCCGAUUUACCCUUACCCGAUCCGAAUUGGCUGAAGAAAGACUUUGAGACGUGUGUAUUGAAGGAGGACCGCGAAUGUCACUAUCUGGAGGGAGAAAUACACGAGGGUAUUGGUGAUCAUCGUAGACAGACACUUUUCUUUUGCGGACACAGCGAAAAGUGCACUCCUUUCAACACGGUGGGAGCCUUAGAACGUGCCAAGCUUGCAGUCGAGAAACAUUAUGCGGUCGUUGGUGUCCUCGAAGAUGUGAACACUACCCUUACUGUUCUGGAGAAUUACAUACCUCGAUUUUUCCGAGGUGCCACUCAAGUCUAUCACGAUCAAACGAACGCUUUUACAAGUAUCAACCGAAAUUUUUUCAAGCCAUCGGUGAGUGAAGAAGUAAAGGAUAUCGUUCGUAGAAAUUUUACUCGUGAGAUCGAAUUUUAUCAAUUUUGCAAGCAACGACUGUACAGACAAUUGAGAGCGUUAAAAUUGACCAACACUGAUUUCACAAUGAAUAAUCGUUUGUAAGGAAGAGAACAAAAUUAUUCUUUCUCUUUGCUUUUGAUAAAUUUUCUCACCGAGAAGGGAUAACAACAGGUUCGAUUUAGUUUCUUUCUUUGUUUUUAAGAAAAGACACACAAACGACCAACUGGUCAUAAAUCAGAAAUGAUAUUUACGAAUGCUAGCCAUAUACGUAAAUACCUUUGUUUUUUCUUUUUUUUUCUUUUUUUUUUAUAAUACAUAUGUAUAUAACUACUUGUCUGUUCCGUGGUUAUAUCUCGUUGUCGUUUUACUUACAACUUGUCUCGUUCGAUUUGUCCAACUUUUCACUCCUUUCGAAUCUCGAAUAUUUUCGAGUCGUGAAUAUGGUUGUGCAAAUGUGUGUGUGCGCGUGUGUGUGGAUCAAGUAAUACAUAUUUAUUAGAACUUGCCGUAAGAGUUCGUGAAAGGCUUGCUUGAUACCUCGAUUUCCAUUAGAACGAUCUCGACAAGAAUUCGCUUGAUUUGUUAUCGUAUAAAUCUUAUUGUUAGAAAAUGUUUCCUAGUUGACACCUUCACCGACCACAAAAAUUUUUUAUGGUGAAUUUGUCAAAGACUGACAAAGAAGAAUUAUCGUAAUCAGCAAUUAGUUGAAAGUUUCAAAACUUUACAGGGUAACUUUUGAUGAUUUAUUGAGAAAUGAUGAUUAUAAACGACAUUUGUACUAUUACUAA
Vespula vulgaris is the source of this 4179-nucleotide messenger RNA. It is a transcript of the gene pip, whose product is annotated as heparan sulfate 2-O-sulfotransferase pipe. The coding region runs from base 2309 to 3493 and encodes 394 amino acids. The transcript has 9 exons. The record is from RefSeq and is a predicted model, not a curated record. Gene Ontology annotation, cellular component: membrane. Gene Ontology annotation, molecular function: sulfotransferase activity. Lineage: Eukaryota; Metazoa; Arthropoda; Insecta; Hymenoptera; Vespidae.